Molecule: messenger RNA, 1108 nt
Organism: Salvelinus fontinalis (brook trout)
Lineage: Eukaryota; Metazoa; Chordata; Actinopteri; Salmoniformes; Salmonidae
Product: exosome complex component RRP40-like
Exons: 4
Coding region: 64-789 (241 amino acids)
Biological process (GO): exonucleolytic trimming to generate mature 3'-end of 5.8S rRNA from tricistronic rRNA transcript (SSU-rRNA, 5.8S rRNA, LSU-rRNA); U4 snRNA 3'-end processing; CUT catabolic process
Cellular component (GO): cytoplasmic exosome (RNase complex); nuclear exosome (RNase complex)
Molecular function (GO): RNA binding
Source: RefSeq, a predicted model, not a curated record
UUCUUCCUCGAUUUCCUGUGUCACAUUUAUUGUUUCCCCUAUCAGAAGUGCACAUUUACAGACAUGCUGAGUUGUUUCAAAGAUAAAGUUGGUGAUGUUUUAUUACCAGGAGACGUAUUUUCUUUUCAAAUGCCUGAAAGUAUCACCGACAGCAAACCCGAGAAAGUUGUUUGUGGACCAGGGCUUCGGCGAAACGGAGAUGAAGUUCUCGUUUGCAAAAGCGGAAUCCUCCGACAUAAACAACCGAAUCUGUACUGGAUAGACUCUCAGCAAAGGAGGUAUGUUCCAGGGAAGGGGGAGAGUGUGAUUGGCAUCAUAGCUGCCAAGUCAGGUGACAUCUUCAAGGUGGAUGUAGGGGGGAGUGAGCAGGCGUCACUCUCCUACCUCGCCUUCGAGGGGGCUACCAAGAGGAAUAGACCUAACGUGCAGGUAGGGGACCUGGUGUACUCUCAGUUCAUCAUUGCCAACAAAGACAUGGAGCCGGAGCUGGUGUGUAUAGACAGCUGUGGACGAGCCAAUGGGAUGGGGGUGUUUGGAGCAGGCGGGCUUCUCUUCAAGGUGUCCCUGGGACUUGUACGCAGGCUGCUGGCACCCCAGAGUGAGAUAGCCAAGGACCUGGAGAAGAUGUUCCCCUUUGAGAUUGUGGUGGGGAUGAACGGGCGGGUGUGGGUCAAGUCCAAGACCAUCCAGCAGACCCUCAUUGUGGCCAACCUGCUGGAGAGCUGUGAGAACAUGACAGCGCAGCAGCGACAGACGCUCUUCAGAAGGGUGGCCGAUGGAUCCAUCUAGGCUAGGGGACCACUCUGCUCCGGAGAAGGAUGUUCGAGAACUGUCUGAAUUAGUGGGGUUCGUCUCAAUCAUUUGAAGGCAAGGAGGCAUUGGUGUGGUUGUCUCCUCUCCUCUGUGACUACUGAGCUAAAAGGACCUGAGUGAUGAAUGCAGUGUAGAUGAAACUUAUCAAGUCAAAGGGGAUUUUGACCCCAGUGUGUUUGCGCUGUGUGAAGAAUCUGAUUUUUUUUUUUUUAAUACAUAUUUUGUUCAACUACAUUUUGAGAAAUAAAUAAUGAAUCUGGGUUAAUAAAAAAAAAAGUGCACCUGUUCAAACCAG